AUGUACCUAGCUACGUUCACUCGACCAAACUUAACGUUUGCAGUCGGCUUGCUCAGUCGGUUCGUAAAUCAACCGAGCAAAUCCCGUUGGAGCGGUGAAGCGAGUAUUGCGCUAUCGAUCCAGCACUUUGAAUAA
Molecule: messenger RNA, 135 nt
Organism: Peronospora matthiolae
Lineage: Eukaryota; Oomycota; Peronosporomycetes; Peronosporales; Peronosporaceae
Source: the annotation of a GenBank genome assembly